Molecule: messenger RNA, 4603 nt
Organism: Sebastes umbrosus (honeycomb rockfish)
Lineage: Eukaryota; Metazoa; Chordata; Actinopteri; Perciformes; Sebastidae
Product: caM kinase-like vesicle-associated protein
Exons: 11
Coding region: 221-1537 (438 amino acids)
Biological process (GO): peptidyl-serine phosphorylation
Cellular component (GO): intracellular anatomical structure
Molecular function (GO): ATP binding; calmodulin binding; calcium/calmodulin-dependent protein kinase activity
Source: RefSeq, a predicted model, not a curated record
CGCAGCACAACAGAUGGUCCAGUAUUACUACAGACUCCAGGCUGCAGGAGCGCAACAAUCUGACGUAGUACCAAGUACUUUUAUUUCUCUAAAACUUCCCAGGGACGUGUAGUGUUACAGGAGUACAGGGGGGUUCUCCGAGGACAAACUCGACUCUGACGGUCACUGGGAUCCUAUAAACGUUCAGAGGCGGAAUUUGGUGUCAAGGUCAGGAGUGGCCAUGCCAUUUGGCUGUUUAACGAUCGGGGAAAAGAAGGAUUAUAACAAUCCUUCGGACGUGACAGAUAAAUAUGACAUGGGUCAGAUUGUUAAAUCGGAGGAGUUCUGUGAGAUAUUCAGGGCCAAGGACAAAACCACGAUGAAAAUGUACACAUGUAAAAAGUUCCUGAAGAAGGACGGAAGGAAAGUCCGCAAGGCUGCGAAAAAUGAGAUCGUCAUCUUAAAGAUGGUGAAGCAUCCCAAUAUUCUCCAGCUGGUGGACGUCUUCGAGACCAAAAAGGAGUACUUCCUCUUCCUUGAACUUGCAACAGGCAGAGAGGUAUUUGACUGGAUCCUGGACCAAGGCUACUACUCAGAGCGAGACACCAGCAACGUGGUGCGCCAGGUGUUGGAGGCUGUCGCCUACCUCCACUCCCUGCACAUCGUCCACAGAAACCUCAAGUUGGAGAACUUGGUUUACUUCAAUCGUCUGAAGCACUCUAAAAUCGUCAUCAGCGACUUCCAUCUUGCCAAGCUGGAGAACGGACUAAUCAAAGACCCCUGUGGGACGCCAGAGUACCUGGCUCCGGAGGUGGUUGGCAGACAGCGAUACGGCCAGCCUGUGGACUGCUGGGCAACAGGUGUCAUCAUGUACAUACUGUUGUCAGGCAACCCUCCUUUCUACGAUGAAACCGACGACGACGAUUAUGAAAACCACGACAAGAACCUAUUCCGAAAGAUCCUGGCAGGCGAUUAUGAGUUUGACUCUCCGUACUGGGAUGAGAUCUCAGAUUCAGCUAAGAGUCUGGUUGCCCGUCUGAUGGAGGUGGAUCAAGACCAGAGACUGACAGCCCAGGAGGCUAUAAACCAUGAAUGGAUCUCCGGCGGUGCAGCUUCAGAUAAGAACAUCAAGGAAAAUGUGUGCGCACAGAUAGAGAAGAACUUUGCCAGAGCUAAAUGGAAGAAAGCCGUGCGUGUCACCACCAUCAUGAAGAGACUGCGAGCACCUGAGAAUAGUGACUCGAGGGCAGCCAGCCCCGCGGCCGGCGCCCCAGCAGAAGCAGGCGCCGCAGCUCCCCUGGCCGCCGCCGACCCCUCUGCAACGUCGUCCGCCGCGACGUCCGAGGGAGUGCCCGCCGCCGUCACAGAGCUCCCUGCUGGAGCGGAGACAAGCCAACCGGCGCCAGAGGCCGGAGCCGGAGCCGUGGUGGCAGCCUCAGCCGGGGAGCCGCAGCAACCGAGCCCGGCGCCGCAGGAGGCCGAGCCCACAUCGCGUUGUAACGGAGACGCUUCGGUUGUUCUCCAUGCAGCCGCAGAGGCCGGGGAUGAGCAGGGAUAGACCCCCUCAACACCACCACCACCACCACCACCACCACCCCUCCCCAUGUGACCUCUGCAGUCCCCACCAACUCCUGCACACUGUACAUUAGCUGCUAGCAUGGUGACACUGACUCUGCUUCUCUCUCACUCGCAGCAUUAGCAUCAUCUCAUGGAGGCUGUGUGCUACCUUUCCUGAGUGCUGCGUUGCAUCGGCUUUCUUUCCACAUGUAUUGUGUCCUUUUUUCACUGACCCCUUCAGUGUUUUAUGUGAUUACACAGACCACGUCUAUCUCCGCACACUUGAGUUUUAGGGGCAGAAACAGAUUUGCCGUCAAGCUGUGGCUUACAGCUAAAGUCUUCUUUCUUAUCUCCUCUCAGCGAGAAUACAGGAAGACAUAAUUGUGCUGAAAACGGCUUUGAUUCCUUUUUAAUGAGCCGACUUGGGAAACUUCUUUCUGCCAGUCUUGCAAUUAAAAUAUUUGUUCUUAGAAACGGUAGAAAAGUUUUGCUUCUGAAAUUUUGACCUUGUAACCGUGAUACUCAGUAAGUGCUGGUCCUCCUCACACAUGGAGAAGAUCACAUGUUCCCACCACAGGGGAAAUUAUGGUUCUCUCUCGUAUCUGUUCUCGUCUACACUAACCAGCUAUUGUACUUUAAAUCAGGGGUUCUCAAACUUUUGGGGGGCCAGGGACCUCUUACAGGGGAGAACAUUUUUCCAAGGACCCCCUCUUAACUGUAACACCGAUAAAGCAUACUACCAUUUGUACUCUUAGAUGCUAGACUAUUUAUAUUGUAAAACUUUUCACCCUAAAUACAUCAGAGCUGUUUCACAGUGAUCAAGAGAAACACAUUUCAAUUUGAAUCAUGUGGAGAUAAGAUGAGAUAAUCUUUUAAAUGUCCCACAGCGGGGAAAUUUGUAAUAAUAUUGAUAGUUAUUACCUCUUAUAUACCUUUUAAACAGAGGAUGAUGUCAUUCAAAUUGCAUUUGACAGGAUUUAUAGGCUACAUUUCAAGUAACUGAUCUUAAAAGCUUUCUGAAAAUGAACAGUAGCGAGACUGAGAUAGCUCUAACAAAUGCAGAUAUUUAAACUUACAAGUCUAAAGAUACGGACACACCAACCCGACAUCAGAGAACUAGCGGCGAUGAAGGCCACCUGUUGUGUCGCCUCACGUUGCCUUUGCCCUGAGAGAGUGCCACCGACCCCUCAGGGUCCCCAAACCCCACUUUGAUAAUCACUGCGUUAAACAAUGCUGAGAUUGGUGACUGGGAGUUAUCAUGCCCAGUUGUGUAGUUUGAACCAGGCAGCUUCACACAUGAGCACACUCUCACACACACACACACACACACACACAGACACGCACACAGACACACACAGACACGCACACAAAAACACAAACACUACGUUCCUUUGCUAACUUCCUGCUCAGGAAAGAACCUCAUAGCUGUAAAGAUUCUGUAUAUAGAGACCUUUGUAGAAGUAGCCAGAACAGCAUGCAUUCUCACUUUCUGCUGUUAAUUUCACAUUUGGUGGAAGAAAGACGCGCUGCCGCCAAACUCCCGUCUUAUCGCAGGCCAGAGAACCAUCGCCUCCCGCCACAAGCCAUGCCGAGGCUAAUGUUCUUUUCAAAAGCACACUAUACAUUACGCCGUCUAUCGCCACUGUUCAUUUAGCACCCCUGCUGUCAGUGUAAGUUAUAUGAAUAAAUAACUGUCUUCAUUACAUAGCAGUUUCUAUGCAUUCAAAUUCAUUUGUAGCUUUUCUUUUUUAGAAACUUCAUGAAACAUCUUUAUUCAUCACCUUUUCGCUAGAUUUAGUUGACUUGUAUCUACUUUGGUUUAAUCAUGUCCGACUCAAAAUGCCACAUAUGUCUUAAUAUUUGGUUGUAAUUGUAAAACAAAAUGUGCAUUAACUGACCACAUGCGGCUUUUCAAGGGAAGACAUCAUUUAGACUUUGUGGUAACUAUAGGGUCAUCUUCACCCAACUCAGCUUUGCUGACCUGUAUUGUACUGAAAAUAAUGUAUGAAGCAUAUGUUUCUGAAUUUAUUUAUUUAUAUUUUUUAUUGCCAUAUCUCUUUUUGUUGUUGUUUAUUUUCAUAGAUUAUUCUCCUUAUACUUGAUGAACAGUAAUAACAACCUUUCCUUUUACUUGUCUCUGGUCCCCUCGAGCAUUAAUAAUGAGCUACAGAAGGAGUUCUCUGUAAUCACUCUGGAGGGAAAUUGAGCAAUAUUCGAAUGGCUGCAGAAACUGUGAUUCCUGGUGUCCUUUCGAUACAGUCCAUGUACCUGUAAGUAGAAGUCUAUAGUCCUCGCCAGCUGUCACUGAACUAACGCGUGGCUGCUGUCAGAUAUGUGUGUGUGUGGGGGGGUGAAUAAGACAAUAUUUGUUCUCACUCCCAACUCAUCAAAAAUACCGCUUGGUGCGUCUGAUACCGACACACGAGGCACACCUUAAGCUUCUGUAUGAGACGCGCCGGGCUUUCAACUAACCCAACCAACUAAACCCAACUGUGUCAUUAUUAGACGGUGAGAUUAACGUAGUAUAAAUAGAGACAAAGUCCGCUCUUAGGGAGGAGAUCGGGGUGGACGGUUGGGUCCAACAAACACCGACUUUCACCCAGGAGACCGCUGUUUGUGUCCCGUGUGACACCAAGUCACCGUUGAUUAAUUUUACCCUACUUUUGCUACGUAACUUACGUGCUGUGAGCUGAUAACGUUGCUUGCUCUGGAGUUAACCCCUAUCACCCCGCUCAGCCGCUGGUAUACAAGACACAGGAAACCUCUGUUGGUCUUGAGGAGCUGAAACUGCAACUUCCACUUUAAAUUCACUUGACAUUCUCAAAGCUAAACUAACUUCUGCACCGCUAGUACACUUGUUCGCUCACCCACAUUUGCUGCUGCUCUCUCUCUCUCUUGCUUCACCACUCACUUCCCACGUACUCCAAAUGACCUACGCUAUACUCUUACACCAGCUCUAGAUCGGGCCAUUCGUGUUUUCUUGUCGGUCACCGUAGUUCUCCUAAAGGCUUGGCACACGGGAGAGGUAGCAAUCUGCAACCUCACCAUUAGAUGCCGCCAGAUGUUA